UUUCAGUUUCUUUCUGCCAGUCGUUCGCGUCGGUCGAUCGGUUGCUGCGCGAAGAGGCAGACACGUGAAUAUCGUAUUCAAAGCGGGGGCCCACAAAACACGCAUCAGCAUCCGCAUCAAGUGCUGCAGCAGCAGCAUCCAGCCAACACUACGUAAAUAAGUUAAGACUGAGCCGUAGCCCGUUUGGGAGCUGAAUGUGUUUGCGUGUGCCUUGACCAUGCCCAUUUGCAAAAGUUCGCCGGCAACGGCAACGAGCAAGAAAACCGCCACGGACAUAUCCGCCGAUCAUGUGACGGAGGCGGCCCAGGUGAAACGCACACGGGAACAGGCCUAUUUCAAUUCGUACGACUUCGACGCAAUCGAGGUGCUGCCCUACGACGAGGACAACGACGACGACGGCGACGGCGUGGUUGUGACGGGCAGGCACAGUCGCGCCAGCAGCGGACGCUAUUCGGUGGCCAACGACAGCAACAGCAGCGGCAGCCACACAAAGUUCGCCUAUCUGCACAGGCUGGGCGCCUUCUUUGGCCAGAAAUCAGCUGCGGAUGGCGCAAGUGCAUCGGCUGGUCACAAUAAUGGAGUAGCCGGAGCUACACAGGAGCUUGGCGGCGUUGCCCUCGUUGCGGGGCCAACUAAUGAUAACUUUUUGCUACCACGCGCCAUGCUAAAGUAUCCAUAUCAGAGCGGCAAUGCGACGACUUCAAUGCCAUUGACAGCGUCGCUCUCAAUGAUCCACGCGAAUGGCUCGGCUGGUCUUGAGAGCCAGACGGGUGCAUCUGUGACCAGGCCAAACGAUAUCAAGCCAACUGUGGUGGCCAGUGUGGCAACAGCGGCGCGCAACAAGAAACGCUCGACGGCAUCCAAUGCCAGCAGCACACAUACCACGGACUCGGGCCUGGGCACCAACACAACAACAACAGCAGCAGCAGCAGCAUCUGUCGCUGUGGCAGUGGCAGUGGCAGCAGCAACACCAACAGCAGCGGCGGCAGCAACAGCGAGCGGCUCACACUAUUCGACCGAUAAAAGCGGCUCGUCCGGUUACUAUAGCUCUCACGUGUGCUCCACAUACUCGCUGGACGAGCACAUCUACUGCGAACCGGUCAUAGAUAUCCUAGAAGCCAAGAGCAAACGGCCACAGCUGCGGCUGCCAACGAAAGUGACGGGCCAUGCGACAGAGACCACAGCGAUUAGUCAGCAUUUGGACAUGCAAGAUGCGUCUACGGGCCUGGCAGCUAACCAAGCGGCGGACAAAACGGAGCAAAUAGCCACGGGCAACAGCCAGCAGCAGCAGCAGGAGCGACAGCAGCACCAACAGGAGCCGCCGCACUACAGCGACAAGCUGCGCAUCCUGGAGACAAGCAUUGAGAAUUUGGAUCGUCAUUUGAAAACCUUGCCCAGCCUCUAUGCGCAGCAUGCAGCAGAGCGGCAAGCGCCAGCUGCCGCAUGCGCCAACCUGGACAUUGGCGAAAAGCUGCGUGCCUACAACCAGCUGCCCACAAUUAUGGAGGGCUAUGCCACACAGCGGCAGCAGCGGCAACUGGAGCAGCUGGAUGACUCACUGCUCGACAUCGAUCUGGAUGCAUUUCUGCUGCAACCCAAGCAGCAGCAGCAGCAGCAGCAACAGCCAAGGCGACCCCGUCAACAGCUGCUCGCAGGCAUCGAUAAUCCGAGUUUUCUGAGCGACGAGCAGCUCGAGGAGAACAAUUACAAGUGUGCCAAAUACAUCAACUCCUGCCCGGAGGAUGCCUAUCGUGUGGACAACGAGUCUGCGGCCCAUGCGGCCACAACGGCGACCUAUGCGAAACGCUAUGAGGAUCAGCUGCACUUUCAGAGCACACGCGAACUGCUGGAGGAUGUGCGCGACAAGAUCCGUCUGCUGACGCCGACGCCCACAACGGAUAUACCGCAGGAGCUGGAGGGCAUGAUACAAACGCUCAAGGACGAACUGGAGUCGUAUCUGCAGCGCAUGAAUCAGCACAGCGAGCUGGAGCUGCGCCAGCUCUGCAGCGGGCUGGGGCGCCAGCAGCAUGUGGUGCGGCUGCAGAAUGCGCUGGAGCGCAGGCGCAGCUUUGCCGGCGAACUGCAGCUGAAUACGUACGAAACUGUGCGCGACGGCGUCCUAAUCUCCACCUGCGGCCGGCCGCUAAAUGUGCGCGAACAGAUCAUGAGCAUACGUUGUGCCAGCGAUCCGAACUUUAAGAUGAAACGCAAAUCCAUUACCGAGGUCUUUCCCGUCGCCGAGUGCUAUAUUGAGACCAUGACGUUAUCGCGCAGUGCCACGCCUACGCUAACGCCUACAACCAUGGACACCACGCCCACGCCGACAACCACGCCCACGCCUACGCCACCGCUGGAACUGAAGGCAGCGACAACAACAACCAUGGUCACCCAAAUGCAGCGCAAUCUGACCUUCCACAAGCCCGUGCUCAGCGUGGAGAACGCCAGAUCGCGGCUGGGCAACGGCCACGACAAGAUCGACAACGCAGCCGAGUGGCAUCGCAAGAAGCCGAGCAUCUGGGAGAUGUACUACGGCACCAAUCGACUGCAUCAAUCGCUGCUGGGCAAGCAGCGACACAGCGGCAGCGAACUGGUCAUCAGCAGCGCACAUCCGACGCUCUCCUAUCCAUCGUCCAGACCCGAAUCGGAUUUUACGCUCGACUUGCCGCGCGCCGAGCAGCUGCGCCUCAAAAUGGAAAAGGAGAAGAAGUUCCGCCAAAGAUGUCGCCUCAUCACCACAUUUCUAAGUCUGGUAUUCUUUCUACUGACCGUGAUGGUUGUCAGUUUGGUUUUAACGCGCGGCAAACGCAUGUUUGGCAGCAUGAUUUAGCCAAGGAGUCCCAUAUAAAACUGAAUAUUAGCAUAGACUAUAAGAAGAAGAAAA
Messenger RNA from Drosophila montana, 2881 nucleotides. RefSeq lists its product as uncharacterized. The coding region runs from base 218 to 2827 and encodes 869 amino acids. The record is from RefSeq and is a predicted model, not a curated record. The transcript has 4 exons. Lineage: Eukaryota; Metazoa; Arthropoda; Insecta; Diptera; Drosophilidae.